This is a messenger RNA of Limulus polyphemus (Atlantic horseshoe crab), 452 nucleotides long. Its product is annotated as L-galactose dehydrogenase-like. The annotation marks the transcript as partial. The transcript is spliced from 4 exons. The record is from RefSeq and is a predicted model, not a curated record. Gene Ontology annotation, molecular function: oxidoreductase activity. NCBI's taxonomy places the organism in Eukaryota, Metazoa, Arthropoda, Merostomata, Xiphosura, Limulidae. Gene Ontology annotation, cellular component: cytosol.
GUUCACGAUUUGGAAUUUGCAUCUUCUUUGGAUAUUGUAUUACACGAAACUCUGCCAGCUCUGAAGAGAAUAAAAGAAGCAGGGAAAGCAAGAUUUAUUGGAAUUACAGGAUAUCCCCUGGGUAAACUAAGAGAAGUUGUUGAACGGAGUACUGUAAAAAUAGAUUUGGUGUUGUCGUACUGUCGCUGUACCCUCUUUGAUCAAUCUUUACUGGAACACGUGCCAUUUUUCCAGAAACAUGGCUUAGGAAUAAUUAACGCUGCAAAUUUAGGGAUGUCCCUGUUAACAGAACAAGAAAUUCCAAAAUGGCAUCCAGUAACACCCGAGAUCAGAGCAGCAUGUGCAGAGGCUGUUCGAUAUUGUAAGGACCAAGGAGUUGACAUUUCCAAGUUGGCAGUCUGUUUUUCUCUUAACCAGUUGGGUAUAGACACUCAUCUUACAGGAAUGGCUGA